Molecule: messenger RNA, 3870 nt
Organism: Microcebus murinus (gray mouse lemur)
Lineage: Eukaryota; Metazoa; Chordata; Mammalia; Primates; Cheirogaleidae
Gene: UGT8
Product: UDP glycosyltransferase 8
Biological process (GO): galactosylceramide biosynthetic process
Cellular component (GO): endoplasmic reticulum
Molecular function (GO): N-acylsphingosine galactosyltransferase activity
Source: RefSeq, a predicted model, not a curated record
CGCAGGCGACAGCCGGUCCCCGCGCGCCGCCCCUCGCCCAGCCUCGAGCGCGCGGCCCGAAGGCGCGUCCGCAUACAUGCCCCAGCGCGGGGCGUUGCAGGCGCUCGCGGCGCGACGCGUGUGAUGUGAGGAGGCGCGGCGGCCCGCGUGGUGCCCGCUGAGCCGGGCGCGGGAGGACAGCAGGACAGCAGCGCGCGGGGCGGGGCGCGUCCGGGGUGGGGGGGCCCGGCGGCCCGCGGAGGGCUGCGGGGGAGCAGGCGCGCCGCGGACCCGCGGGAAGGCACGGCGAAAGCAUCGCCGUCCACUGAGCCAACACGCUAACUCCGCGGCGUCCCUCACGCCCCGAACCACCGGAGGCGGCGACACCUGAUCCGGCGCACACGGGUCCCCUCUGUUCCGGAUACAAUUACGCGCAGGGACACGCUCAGACUCACGCGGCGCAGCCGAGAGACGAGCUAUGAAGUCUUACACUUCUUGUUUCAUGCUCCUGUGGAGUGCUGUUGGGAUAGCGAAGGCUGCCAAAAUCAUCAUCGUGCCGCCAAUUAUGUUUGAAAGCCAUAUAUACAUUUUCAAGACGCUAGCCUCAGCCUUGCAUGAGAGAGGCCACCACACAGUGUUCCUCCUCUCAGAAGGCAGAGACAUCACCCCAUCUAAUCAUUACAGCCUCCAGCGCUACCCAGGGAUCUUUAACAGUACCACCUCGGAUGCUUUCCUGCAGUCCAAAAUGCGGAAUAUUUUCUCUGGGAGAUUGACAGCAGUCGAACUGUUUGACAUACUGGAUCACUAUACUAAGAACUGUGACAUGAUGGUUGGCAACCAUGCCCUGAUUCAGAGCCUGAAGAAAGAAAAGUUUGACCUGCUGCUGGUGGACCCUAAUGAUAUGUGUGGAUUUGUGAUAGCUCAUGUUUUGGGGGUUAAAUAUGCUGUAUUUUCAACUGGCCUUUGGUAUCCUGCUGAAGUGGGAGCCCCUGCUCCAUUAGCGUACGUCCCAGAGUUUAACUCACUCCUCACAGACCGCAUGACCUUGCUGCAAAGGAUGAAAAAUACUGGCGUUUACCUCAUUUCCAGAUUAGGGGUCAGCUUUCUGGUUCUUCCCAAAUACGAAAGGAUAAUGCAGAAGCACAACCUGCUGCCGGAGAAGUCCAUGUAUGAUUUGGUUCACGGGUCCAGCCUGUGGAUGCUGUGUACUGACGUGGCACUGGAGUUUCCAAGACCCACUCUGCCUAACGUUGUUUAUGUAGGAGGAAUCCUAACCAAGCCGGCCAGCCCACUACCAGAAGAUCUCCAAAGUUGGGUAAAUGGUGCUAAUGAGCAUGGCUUUGUUCUGGUAUCUUUUGGAGCCGGUGUCAAGUAUCUGUCGGAAGACAUUGCUAACAAACUGGCAGGAGCCCUGGGGAGACUGCCUCAGAAGGUGAUUUGGAGAUUUUCUGGACCCAAACCAAAGAAUCUAGGAAACAACACUAAGCUCAUAGAAUGGUUACCACAAAAUGACCUGCUGGGGCAUUCAAAUAUUAAAGCCUUCCUGAGCCAUGGUGGUUUGAAUAGUAUUUUUGAAACCAUGUAUCAUGGUGUGCCUGUGGUGGGAAUCCCACUCUUUGGAGACCAUUAUGAUACAAUGACCAGAGUCCAGGCGAAAGGCAUGGGGAUAUUACUCCAGUGGAAGACAGUUACUGAAGAAGAGCUCUAUGAUGCACUGAUGAAAGUUAUCACUAAUCCCAGCUACCGACAGAGGGCCCGGAAACUUUCGGAAAUUCACAAGGAUCAACCAGGUCACCCCGUCAAUCGGACUAUCUAUUGGAUAGACUACAUUCUUCGUCACAAUGGAGCCCACCACCUGCGUGCCACAGUUCAUCAAAUCUCUUUCUGUCAGUAUUUUUUACUGGAUAUUGCCUUCGUGCUUUUGCUUGGUGCUGCCUUGUUUUACUUCCUCUUGUCCUGGGUGACAAAAUUUAUCUACAGAAAAAUCAAAAGCCUGUGGUCUAGAAAUAAGCAUAGCACAGUUAAUGGACAUUACCACAAUGGAAUCCUCAAUGGCAAAUACAAAAGAAAUGGCCAUAUUAAACAUGAAAAGAAGGUCAAAUGAGCCAACAGCCCAGGUAAUAGAAACAAAUCUGUUCAGUCAUUGAAUUUUUAGCACUAUUAUUUAGUCUAACAGCUACUAAAAGUAAAACAUCAGUAAACAAUUCUAACAUGCCCUUGUCAGAUCUUACUAGUGAAAUUCUAUGGAAUUAAGAUGGCUAUAAAAGCACAAACCUAAAAUGCAAAAGUGCAUUUUAUUCAAACUGAUAGAGAGUUUCGGCACUGAACCUUUUAGAAGCCUUAAUUAUUUAAAUCAACUAAGUGACCAUGUCAGAUCUUAGUUUUAAAUCUUGAUACAUGUGUGUCCCAGAUAAGGAAUGGUUUCAUUUUCUUAAUAAGGUUUGUGUGUGUUUGUGUGUAUGUGUGUCUCCUAAGAGAAUUUUUAGUGGCUGCUCGUUAUAUUUGUUGAGGGUACAACACAUUCAAGAAUGAAAUAGAAAGAUAGAACACUACCAUGAAAGAACACUUUUCCUUCAAAACUGGAUGCAGAGGAAGAAAAUAAAAAGAAAUGGCAGUUUUUUGUACUUUUUGUUUUAGUUGUUUUGUUUUUCUGAUUUUGUUUUCCUUUUCUUACAGACUGGACACUUCUGGGGGAAAAUAUGUAAUUAAGUAAUUGUAUAAAUUGGUUGUCACAUUUUACUUUUGUUUUACCACUACUGAUAAUUUUCCUGUGGAAGAAUUUUAUAGUUUUUUCUAUUUCAUUUUAAUGAGUAACAUGUUAACGUAUAAUUAGACAAAGCAACAAAUCUGACUUUUGUUCAAAGUAUUGAAGAUUAUUGCUUAUCUUAGUGGCAUUUUUAAACAGGGCCAUUGUUUGAAUGUUUGUGUAACUGUUUGAUGGCUUUUCUACAAUGUAACUUUGGAAUGUUCAGGUAUUUCAUUUCCAAAAUUUUACCUUUUAAAAAAACCAUGUUCCUCAUCCCUUUUAUUGUCCAGGCCACAUAAUCUAUGUUACAUAGGUGCCAACUUUUAAUGCUUUUAGAUGGAAUAUUUGCAAUUCUUAUUGGUACCUGCUUUGUCUAGAGAGGUUUGAGAUCUUAACAAAUCAGACUACAUGAUAUAUAGAAGCAACAGAGAAACUGUACCAGUUGUUUAUGAAAAUGAGUUCCUACUUACUCCCUCAGCCGCCGCCACCCCAGCAGCCUUUUCCAGUCAUUGUGGCUGACGUGGAAUAGUGACAGUAUUCGAGAACAGGGAUGCACGCCACAGACAUAAGAUCGGGAUCUCCCUGCUGAACCAUUCACUAAUUGGCAACUGAGUUUAUUCCAUGUCAUUGUUUACUUAGCAUUUGCACUACACAUGUUGAGUGUAUGCUUUAUUUAUCUGUAGUUGGAAAUCCCACAGCUGAGAGUAGACAAAUACAACAUUUACCUAAUGGCAUUCACUAACUUGAAGAAGUGAAAAUUCUAGAAUGCUGUAAAUCCUCGGCAUACACUAUGACAGUGUCAUUACAUACCCACCAGGAGCCACUCUCCUAUAUGUAGAAAAAUGUUACCAGUAAUUUUCUAAUAUGCAAUGCAGACAAAUGUACUGCUCUCUGAUACUUGAAGAAAUGGUAUUAUACAUAGAAGCCUAUUAUACCUUUUCACACAAUCUUAUCACAAUAUUGCCGUUAAAAGGGAAAAAAACAUAGGCAAUGAGUGGUGGGGUAGUAAUGGGAGUGUAUGAAUGAGUUGAUUUUACUUUCUUGGAAUUUGAUGACGUUGACAGUAGGCACUGACUGGAUGAUUAAGCAUAAGUUAAUCUCUACUGUGAUAAAAAAUUUAAAUAAUAAACAUGAUUUAAAAUAGA